AUGAUUUGGUUUCUGUUGUGCUAUCCGUUGCUGUCGAUUCUGCUCUGCGUCCGCCUGGCCCUGCAAUCGCUGGCUGUCAACAUGUCAGAGCGCCGGUGGUCCACCAGGCUGAAAGCGAAGCUCUUGCGGCGAUCGUCAAUGUCAAGCAAAAAUCACCCUUUCACCACCACAUCCAACGCCUCGUCCUCCACCGGCCACAACCUCCAUCAGCAGCACUCUCACCCGCACAGCAAUCACGCCUUUGACCAGCCGGUCCGCCAGGACCAUCACGGGGAGAAGGCGGCGGAGGAGCUGUCGCUGUCGGCCGACCCAAACUUUGCAAGCAUUGCAACCACCGCGACGCCGCCCAUCUCCACAACCCCAAACGUCCUCUCCUCUUCAGCCUCCCACCCUCCUCCACCUCUCUCCUCCGCCAGUCGUCCCUCCAUCUCCUCCUUCGCCGACUCCCAGUAUACGCCUGACGAGCUCGCCAGUCCUACCAGUUCGUCAGGGGGGCAAUACUUCUUCGUCCCUGAAUACCGGCGUCCCAACUCUCGCUCUUCAGCUCAACGCCACAUCGAGGAGCCCCCUCCACCUACCAAUCCGAACGCGAGCCCUUCGUCCACGGUAACAAGUAGGCAGGUCCUGCCUCAACCGUCACCGCAAGAGCAACAGCAGCUGGCCACCUCUCGACGGCGCUUCGAGCCAACCCACGAUCGGGAUCGUGCCCGAUCCGGAUCUAGCCGCAAAAGCUUCCCAUCUGAGCUGCUCAACUUCCCCCUUCCACCGUCACGAAAGGCCGACCACGUUGCCCCUGCCGCUCCCCCAACUUCGCCUCCUGCACCAAAGGCUGAUCGCUUGAGCGCACCACCAGCCUUAACUCCGCGAGAGCGUUACGCUGCUGGUGCCGGACCGGCCGAGUCUGUAUCGCCUGCGCCCUUGAAUGCUGUCGCAGAGAAGCAGGUUAUAAGCACUUAUCAGUCGUUCCCGCUUCCAUCGACAUCGCUCGCCAAGCGACCGAGCUUGGGAAUCCGUCGCCAGUCGCUUCUGCCUGCCUCUCAUCAGCAUCUGGUUAGCUCUUUGCUGGACACCGGGUCGUUCUCGGAACCAGACGGAUUUGGACACAAACCUUUCCAGAGUACAAGCUCAGGGAUGGGUUACCGUAAGAUUUGGGUUAAGCGGCCAGGGGGGUCGGCCACGCUUCUGCCUACGUCCGAGGAUGCGCUGGUCGACGAGUUGAGAGACCAAGUAGUGAUGAAGUACGCCAACUCCCUGGGAAAGACGUUUGAUGCGCCCGACAUCAUCAUCCGGAUUGCUACACGAGAAGGGACCACAAGACAAUUGACCCCUGAUCGCAUCCUGAGUCCAGAGGAGCCCUUGAUUGCGGUCCUGGAUUCAUACUACCCGGGUGGCCAGACGAUACAGGAAGCUUUGGUUAUUGAGAUUCCUCAGCGUCGGACUCCUAAACCCUCGCCUCGCCAUAACACGUACUAUACGCACUCUGAGCCGGGUGAGCAUGGCGACUAUUUCACUCUUAUGCCAGCCAAUGGCAACGUUCCAACCCCUCCGACGCACCAGCCCCAUGCGCCUAAUUCCGCCUCGUCGAUCUCUAUUUUGACUACCGGCAUGGCGCCUGCGCUGCCGUCUCCGAGCGGGCGUGCUUCCCGUCACCGCCGGCCUCCUAUGACUCGGCAUACUACAAACUCCCCAACCAUGCUCGGGUCAGCUACGAGUGCAAAAGGUAUGUUUUUCUUUGGUAGAUCAAGUGAGCUAUGCUGA
Molecule: messenger RNA, 1758 nt
Organism: Aspergillus calidoustus
Lineage: Eukaryota; Fungi; Ascomycota; Eurotiomycetes; Eurotiales; Aspergillaceae
Source: the annotation of a GenBank genome assembly